GUGACAUUUCAAAUUUAAUGUUUCUACAGUGCAAAUUCACUUUGUUUUUAAAUAUCUCCCAUCCCGGUAAUCCUAUAACAAAAAUAAUUGUUUCUGUGCCGCUGAGCACGUUUCAGGUAGUUUACACCUAAUGUGCGCUCCAGACUAAGAUCUCAUGCUAAGGAAAAUGUUGCAUUUACUGCAUAAAGGAAAAUGUUAUAUUAAUAAUAAAUGACGACUCAGUCGUUUGUAUUAUUUGUGAUAAUAUGUUGAUUCGAUGCAGUGACAAAUUAUUUGGGAAAACGGUUUUUAGAAUACGCGAGAAUGGUUUCGAUCAUUUCAACAAAAUAAAAUAAAUAAAAAAAAGAAAGGAAAUGAAAACAACACAGUGUCGCUCAGUCAAAAUCGUCGUUUAUUUUAAUUGUCAAUAGAGAAAAUGGUGCAUUCACCAUUCCAUCCCCUAACAUUUGUUCGAAAAUGAAUUGGUACUUUAAGUUACUGGCCAAUAGACCAUGGCUCGUACUUAUUGGUGUUUCCGUAUUAUGUUUGGCUGCUAUUGUAUCAGUCACAUUGAAAAGUCUUCCAGAUUUUUCGGAUCCCACAUUGGGUUUCGAGGCUAGAGGAACUGACAUUAGUCAGCGAAUAACAACUUGGCGUAAUUUACUGGAAGAAAGUCGACCAUCCGGCAGUUUAAUAGCUAACCCCAAUGACUUUCAACAGGAACAAUAUUUCAAAAAGAAAAAAGGCACCAACAACAAGAAGAAAAACAAAAAGACAAAACUGAAAACGAAAUUGAAAGUGAUCCGUGACGAAUUGUGGCCAAAGAAUGUCAGCUCCAAACUGGACAUCGAUAGUUCGGACGAAUCGUACCAUAACGUUACCGGCAACGACCGACAGUGGAACUAUGGCAAAAAUCUAUCGUUCACCAACGAUGAUGAUUAUAACAAAAAAUUGGAAAUGCGAAAUACUGAAUGGCGUUUAUUGCGCGAAAAAAAUCCGCCCGGAAUCGAGUCUGACAUUCAUACCAGGACAAAUGGAUUCUUUUGUGAAGCUCCCAACAUCGAGUACGCACAUUUUGUGGUCCAGCGAGUCAACUACAAUCUCACCGAAACGUUGUUCGAACUGAAUGCUCUGCUCGCUAUCUGCGACUUGGAAUUCAAAUUGGAGCAAAUCCAGCCGUAUCAAGAUUUGUGUGAAACAGAGAUUACGUCGAGAAAAUGCUGUAGGCCAUGGUCGUUGCCAAAUUAUAUUGCACUGAUUUCGAACAAAACAUCGUGCUUUGACAUUGAGGAAGACGACGUUCAGCAAGCACGAAUCUUAAUCCAAGAAUGCUACAUCUAUUACCAAACAAUGAAGUUGAGCAAUGAUUGUAACAAAAGGAAGUGUCGUGUACCUGUUGAUUGUGAACAGAAUAACGCUGUGUACAAUAUUCUACACUACCUCAUUGACACUGGAUCAGUUAAAGAGAACAACUCUGAUGUGUUCGUUGCUGCUUCCAUGGUAUUCGCACCAAUCGCAAAAAGUACAAAAGCUUUACCUCUCUAUUACAACAUUCAAAAAUCAUCGCUUUCCAAUGAAUUGGUUUCUGUCGUGGCGAUGGACAUGGGCCUGAAAAACAUUCUUUUCGACGAGUGUCUACGCAUUGACGGAUGGCUUAUUGGACUCGGUUUUUUAUUCGUCUUGGCGUGCAUUUGGCUGUACACUAAAUCACUCAUUCUUGCGCUGAUGACCAUGUGUGCCAUUAUAUUCUCACUGGGGCUCGCCUACUUCAUUUAUUCGAUGGUAUUCAAGCUGUCAUUCUUUCCAUUUAUGAAUCUACUGGCUGUGGUGGUAAUUGUCGGCAUCGGAGCCGAUGACGUUUUCAUCUACGUCACAAUGUGGAAUUGGGCCAUUGCCGAACGGAUCAGAUUGAAGUCAUUAACGCUUCCCAUUGCGUCAACCACAUCCAUAUCGUCGGACAGUUCGUACUCCGAAUCUCUGAGUGGCCUAAUAGCCCUAACAUUACGACAUGCUGCACUGUCCAUGUUCGUCACAUCGCUUACAACUUCAGUCGCAUUCUAUACAAAUCUUUUGAAUUCCAUUACAGCCGUGCGAUGUUUCGGAACAUUUGCUGGAACCGUUGUCAUGUGUAAUUAUGUUCUAAUGAUCACCUGGCUCCCGGCAUCGGUUUCGUUUGUGGAACGUUUGUCAUGCUGUUCGCAGGAGCUUUGCAAUAAGCCGGCCGAUUUGUUUUUUACGUUUAUCAAAAAUGUCACCGCUACCGUUAAACAUUUCGUAAUUGCUGCUGUUGCCCGAAUGCCAUACAUCUGGGUGUUGCUAUUGGGAACGCUUGGUAUUAUGAGCGGUGUAGCCGUUUUCUAUUGGCCAAAACUUCAAUUACCCGACACGCCCGAUUUUAAAGUAUUCACCGACGAUCAUCCGUUCGAAAUCUACGACAGUCAAUUCAAAAAUAUGUUUUGGUUCGAGAAAACGUAUACGGAUUCUGAGACAUUCAAGCUACUCAUCCGAGUUGUAUGGGGAGUAAUACCGAUCGACAAUGGCAACUAUUUCGAUCCGACGUCGCGCGGUACACUCCAUUUUGACAACGACUUCAACAUGUCUUCCAUUGAGUCACAGUUGUGGCUACUGAAUUUUUGCAAACAAUUGAAGCAACAACCAUUCUACCAACCGAGUUCCGUGUCGACAAUACUGCCGAAUUGUUUUAUAGAAAAUUUUAUUCGCACCAUGGAGCGCCGGUGCUUGGAUGACAUGAGUGGACUAGAUCGAACACCUUGCUGUGAAACGUCGGUUUUUCCAUAUAAGCCGCAUGUGUUCGACGAAUGUUUGCCGCAAAUUAUAUCAAGUUUGUACGAGUCGCCGAGGUAUAUUUUUAUACCGGGAAUUGCCGGACCGAAAUUUGGACGGACCAGUACGUUUCAAUCGACAAUAACCAAUAAAACGACACCGCUAGUCAAAGCAUUAGUCGUCGAAUACGAGAGCACUCAAUCGUAUACUCAAUCCUUCACCGUGGUAAAGGAAUUCGUUGCAACUGUGGAGGAAUGGUUAAGCGAAAUCAUGGCAACAGCUCCGAAUGGGAUGCAAAAUGCUUGGUUCAUCAGCGAUUUACAAUUUUUCGAUUUACAACAGACUCUGUCGAAAGACACCGUGAUAUCCAUUACGAUUGCUAUGGUCGUUUCGUUCUUUGUCCUACUGCUCGUCACCUUCAACGUAUUGCUCAGUUUCUACGCAAUUCUCACAGUGACAUUGACCAUUUUCACAAUAGUCGCUGUAUUGAUUCUGAUGGGCUGGAAGCUAAACGUUCUCGAGUGCAUAUCCAUUUGCUCGGCAAUCGGACUAUCGAUCGACUUUAGUCUGAUUUACAGCGUACACUAUCGCCUAUCCGGCGAGUCGGAUCGCAAAUCAUCCACACGUGCGGCACUAUCGCAAAUGCUCGGUCCGACAUUAAUGGUAGCAUUAACGACGGCAUUUGCGGGCGUAUUUAUGUUACUAUCCGAUGUUCUGGCAUACAUUCAACUCGGCAAAUUUCUUAUCAUUGUCAUGUCAAUCAGUUGGAUAUUCGCGACAUUCUUUCUGAUGAGCCUGCUGUACAUAUGCGGUCCGCAGCACGAAUGCGGUCAGUUUAAGCUGCCGAGUUUCGAUAAAAGCGACAAGCAUAACGCCAAAAAUCACCUGAACCGCAACAGUCGAAUGUCCGCUCAGGGUCUGGCCACCGAACAAUUAUUAUCGGCAUCAAGUUCGGCGGCUGGUGAACUAGUCGGUUCGGAAUCGCAUGAAUUGAGUUCGCUGACAUCGAAUUCGAUAGUGAAGCCAGCCACGCUGGAAACGCGACCGAUCAAUUUCGAUCGGGCAUUUAAGGCGAAAGUGGCGAUGAAAGAGAACAGUCCCACAUCGACGUUAACGGUUGAUGGUGAUUUGGAUGAUGUAACAUUGACGUAUUAGGUAGAUACGAUACAAGUGAGUGAAACAAAACGUAGUUUUUAAGUAAUUAAGAGUUCCAUAACAUGUAACUUGACGGCCUAUUUCCAUAUUUCAAUUUUAAGUUAACAUAAAAGGACAACUCGACAACAAAUUAUUGGAUCUCAAAUGAGGAAAUGAACAAAACAUUUUAACGGUUAAGAUAAAAAGAAUUUUUAAUUUUCACAACGACAAUAAUUUAAUUAUUGAUUUUAAUUGCGAAAUGAACUUUCCAUUGAGCAUUUUCGUUCGCAUUUUCAAGAAAACAAUUUAUGGAAAUUGGUGAAAAAAUAU
Molecule: messenger RNA, 4227 nt
Organism: Bradysia coprophila
Lineage: Eukaryota; Metazoa; Arthropoda; Insecta; Diptera; Sciaridae
Gene: disp
Product: RND transporter family member dispatched
Biological process (GO): smoothened signaling pathway
Cellular component (GO): membrane
Molecular function (GO): transmembrane transporter activity
Source: RefSeq, a predicted model, not a curated record